Messenger RNA from Ictalurus furcatus (blue catfish), 6336 nucleotides. Its product is annotated as cytoskeleton-associated protein 5. Gene Ontology annotation, molecular function: microtubule plus end polymerase activity; microtubule plus-end binding. The transcript is spliced from 43 exons. The coding region runs from base 489 to 6185 and encodes 1898 amino acids. Gene Ontology annotation, biological process: centrosome duplication; mitotic spindle organization; microtubule polymerization. Gene Ontology annotation, cellular component: kinetochore; microtubule plus-end; spindle pole. The record is from RefSeq and is a predicted model, not a curated record. Lineage: Eukaryota; Metazoa; Chordata; Actinopteri; Siluriformes; Ictaluridae.
UUUCAAAGAUUAACGUAUUGGUACAUGAACAUACACUAACGUAAAAAAUAACAACAAUUCCAAAACAUUUCAGGUAUUCACGCAUUCAUGGCUAUAAAACGUGAAAUCAUCACCACAAACAACAACAAUAACAAUAACCGCUGAAUAAAAAUAUGAAAAUUCUUUUCCGCAUCUGCGAACCACGUGACCCUCGGUCGCGUUUGAACCGACCUAUCAAAUCCCUUUUUUGCGAACACGUCAUCUGCCCAAUCAGAAGCGCCGCGCGCAUGAGCUAGCCAAUCAGAUUCUGGCUUUCUCUUGGGCACAACAUUUUAAACGGAGCUCGCGACGCUGAUUUGUGUUGAGUUAAUGCUGAGAGGAGUUGUUGGUACAGGAGUGUUUUUUUUUAAUCCGCGGUACAGCGCAAACUGUUGGUUUUAGGACGCGGUGUAUGAUAAGUUCUAGGACCUCAGACUUUAAUACUACGAGUUUGACAGCUGCAGAGCAUCAUGGGAGAUGACAGUGAGUGGAUGAAGCUUCCCACAGACCAGAAAUGUGAACACAAGGUUUGGAAAGCGAGGUUAAGUGGCUACUCAGAGGCUCUGCAACACUUCCAGAGGAUUUCAGAUGAGAAGAGUCCGGAGUGGGGCAAAUACCAAGGCCUGAUCAAGAAAUUUGUGACGGACUCGAACGCCGUGGCGCAACUUAAAGGACUCGAGGCGGCUCUAGCUUAUGUUGAAAAUGCACAUGUUGCAUCGAGGACUGUUGGUGAGGUCGUGUCCGGAGUGGUGUGUAAAGUCUUCAACCAGCCCAAAGCACGUGCCAAAGAGCUCGGCUCGGACAUCUGCCUGAUGUACAUCGAGAUCGAGAAAGGGGACGUGGUUCAGGAAGAGCUUCUCAAAGGCCUGGAUAACAAGAACCCGAAAAUCGCUCUGGCCUGCGUGGAAGUGUUGAGACGGGCGGUGAGUGAAUUUGGAGCCAAGAUCGUCACCCUGAAGCCGGUUGUGAAGGUUCUCCCAAAGCUCUUCGAAUCCCGAGAGAAGGCGAUUCGGGACGAGGCCAAACUCCUUGCUGUUGAGGUCUACAGAUGGAUCCGAGAUGCGCUGCGUCCUCCGCUUCAGAACAUCAACUCCAUCCUGCUGAAAGAGCUGGAGGAUGAGUGGGCGAAGGCGGCGGCGCCUCAGCAGAGUCGGUUCCUCCGGUCGCAGCAGGACCUUCGAGUCAAGUUUGAGCAACAGCAGCAGGACGGAGAAGAAGAAGGAGAUGAUGACGUGGUGGAAGCGGCUCCUGCUGUCGAUGCUUAUGAACUGCUGGAAGCAGUGGAAAUCCUCUCCAAGUUACCUAAAGACUUCUUUGAGAAGAUUGAGGCAAAGAAAUGGCAGGAGAGGAGGGAGGCCUUGGAAGCUCUGGAAGCUUUAACCAGAAACCCCAAGCUGGAGACCGGGGAGUAUGGAGACGUCAUCAAGGCUCUCAACAAGGUCAUCGGAAAGGACACAAACGUCAUGCUGGUGACGCUCGCUGCCAAGUGUGUAGCCGGGCUUGCCGUUGGUCUCCGGAAGAAAUUUGGCACCUAUGUUGGUCAUUUGGUGCCAACCAUUUUGGAGAAGUUCAAGGAGAAGAAAGCUCAUGUGGUUCAGGCACUGCAAGAAGCGUUGGAUGCAGCAUUCCUUUCUACGACGCUUGAGAAAAUAAGCGAGGACGUGCUGGCUGUGAUGGACAACAAAAACCCAUCGGUCAGGCAGCAGGCUUCGCUGUUCCUCGCCAGAAGCUUCCGCCAUUGCACUCCCACCACACUGCCGAAAAACCUUCUCAAACCCUUCUGUGUUGCGUUGCUGAAGCAAGUGAACGAUUCUGCUCCCGAGGUUCGAGAUGCAGCCUUUGAAGCGUUGGGAACGGCGCUCAAAGUGGUGGGUGAGAGGGUCGUUAACCCUUUCCUGGCUGAUGUGGAUAAACUGAAAGUUGACAAGAUCAAGGAGUGUGCAGAGAAAGUGGAGCUGCUCGGAGGAAAGAAAGCUGCAGGCCAGGUGAAUGAGAAAAACGCUCCGAAAGCCCCACCUGCUGCAUCAGCUCCAAAUAAACCACCUGCCCCUGCCAAGAAAGCACCUACGGCCACUGCUGCGAAGUCCUCUGCCCCCAGCAAGAAGGGCAAACCCUCUGCACCCAAGGGAACAUCUGCUCCUGCCAAAGCUAAGAAACCCGACAUGACUGAAGCCGAGCUCUCUCCUGAGGUGUGUGAGGAAAAAGCUGCUGCAGUUCUUCCAGCGUCCUGUAUGCAGUUGCUGGAAAGUGCGAACUGGAAGGAAAGGGUGGCUGCCAUGGAGGAGUUUCUUAAGGCCAUAGAGCUCAUGGACGAUAAAGAGAUGCCCUGCCAAGCUCUCGUCCGGAUGCUGGCCAAGAAACCUGGCUGGAAAGAGACCAACUUCCAGGUGAUGCAGCUGAAGCUGCAGGUCGUUUCCGUCGUGGCUCAGAGAGGCUCCUUUUUCUCCAGAACCUCAGCCCUGGCUGUGCUGGAAGCUGUGGUGGAUAAAGCUGGAGAUGUGAAGUGUGGCGUGAGGGCAAGAGAGGCUCUGACUGCUAUCGCCGAAGCCUGCACUCUCCCGUGGACUGCGGAACAGGUUGUAUCCAUGGCCUUUGGUCAGAAGAACCCUAAAAACCAGGCUGAAGCUCUGAACUGGCUUUGUGGUGCAAUAAAGGAGUUUGGGUUUGCAGGAAUAAAUGUAAAGGCGUUUAUUAAUAACGUGAAGACUGCUUUGGCUGCCACCAAUCCAGCUGUGAGAACUGCUGCCAUCUCUCUCCUGUCCGUGAUGUACCUGUACAUGGGCGCUCCUCUCCGCAUGUUUUUCGAGGACGAGAAAGCCGCACUGCUUUCGCAAAUAGACGCAGAGUUCGAAAAGAUGAAGGGCCAAAUUCCGCCUCCUCCUAUAAGAGGUCUGUCGAAAACGAAUUCGGAAGAAGGCCAGGAGGAAGGCGAUAAAGAGGAAGAAAAUGACGGCGGUGCAGAUGUUGUGGAUCUUCUGCCUCGAACAGACAUCAGUGACAAAAUCACCUCAGAAAUGGUGUCAAAAAUCGGUGAUAAGAACUGGAAGAUGAGGAAAGAGGGACUGGAGGAAGUUACCGCUGUAAUUUCUGAGGCUAAAUUCAUCAACCCCAACAUCGGGGAACUUCCUGUGGCACUUAAGGCUCGCCUUACAGACUCCAAUAAAAUACUGGUCCAGCAGACUCUCGCCAUCCUACAGCAGAUGGCCACAGCAAUGGGUCCUGCCCUAAAACAGCACGUUAAAGGCCUUGGCUUCCCGAUCAUCACUGUACUCACUGACAGCAAGAAUGCUGUGCGUGCCGCAGGUUUGGCUACUCUGAAUGCAUGGGUGGAUCAGACUGGGAUGAAGGAGUGGUUGGAGGGGGAGGACUUGGCUGAAGAGCUGAAGAAGGAUAAUCCCUUCCUCAGACAAGAGCUGUUGGGGUGGCUGGCUGAAAAAUUACCCACCUUGCGCUCGGUUCCCUUGGAUUUUGCGUUGUGUGUUCCUCAUCUCUACUCCUGCUUGGAGGACCGUAACGCAGAUGUGCGGAAAAAAGCCCAAGAUGCACUUCCAGUCUUCAUGAUGCACCUGGGUUAUGACAAGAUGAACAAAGCUGCUGCUAAGCUGAAGCCGGCAUCUAAAGAUCAGCUGGUUGCCAUGUUGGAAAAAGCCAGAUCUGCCAUGCCUGCCAAACCUGCUGCUCCGAGUAAAGCAGCGCCUGCUAACCCCAUCAGUGUAAAGCCAGCUGCAGCUCCUCCUGUUCCAGACAAAACUGUUCCCGUGAGUGAACCUCCAGCAGAAUCCAAAAAGACCAAACCAGCAGCUGCUCCUAAAGCUAAGACUGUUGUGAAGAAACUCCCUGGCAAGGUUGAGGAAGAGCGGGACAGUCCCAUCUUCAUCCUUGUUCCCAACGGGAAAGAGCAACGGAUCAAGGAAGAGAAAAGCCAAAAGGUUUUAAAGUGGAACUUUGUAACGCCACGUGAGGAGUUUGUCGAUCAGCUGAAGAAUCAGAUGGCUGCCUGUGUGAAUAAAUGGCUGAUGGAAGACCUCUUUCACACGGAUUUCCAAAAGCACAUCAAGGCAAUCCGCACCAUGAUGGAGCACCUGGAGGCGGAGUCCGAGGCUACGGUCAGCUGUUUGGAUCUGAUCCUGAAGUGGUUCACCCUGCGCUUCUUCGAUACGAACACCAGCGUGCUGAUGAAGGCUCUGGAGUAUCUUAAGCUCCUCUUCAUCACUCUCAGUAACCAGGACUACCAUCUCACUGAGCAUGAAGCCACGUCGUUCAUCCCUUACGUCAUCCUAAAGAUGGGUGAGCCAAAAGACGUGGUGCGUAAAGACGUGCGCAGCAUCUUCAGCCUUUUGCGCAAAGUUUACCCAGCUAGCAGAGUCUUCCCUUUCCUCAUGGAUGGCACGAAGUCCAAAAACUCCAAACAGCGAGCUGAGUGUCUGGAGGAGCUCUGCUGUCUUGUUGGGCUGUGCGGGAUGUCUGUGUUCCAGCAGACAGCUGCGAAAUCCUUGCGUGAAAUUGCAGUCCAUAUCGGUGACCGAGACACAGCCGUUCGUAACGCUGCCCUGAACACUGUUGUGGCGGCUUAUAACGUCUGUGGAGAGCAAGUGUACAAACUCGUUGGUCAGUUGUCAGAAAAAGACAUGAGCAUGUUGGAAGAGAGAAUCAAGCGUUCAGCUAAGAAACCCUCGGCCCCCGCGGCUCCUGUCAACAAACUUCAGCCGGAGGAGAAAACUUCUGGGCUGGUAACACCUAGCCUGCUACGCAGACCAAACUCUGAAGCAGUAGCACCUCCUAAGUUGAGUGAGAUCCGACGUCAGAAUCCAGCAGUUCAGCAGCAGAGCCCUGUAGUGCCGCGCCAGUUUCAGCUCGACCCCAAUUUCAUUGUGGAUCUUCCUGAAAUGGUCAUGCCCGACCUUCUGGUGGUGGAGACUGAUGGAUUGUCACCUCUGGACGUGCCAGAGUACAAGAUUCCUUCAGUCUCCAGCAGCACUGAAGAAUCUGUAGGCAGCAUUAGUCUGGUCAUUUCGCAGGUUGCCAGCUCGGAUGCACAAACCAGCAUGCAAGGAUUGGCUAAGAUAGUGGAGAUUUUGCGCAAGGAGAGCGAAUGGAAGCUGAUGUCAGGUCACGUGGACGAGUUCAUCGUCGCGGUGCUGAUGCAGCUCGGCUUACAGGCCAGCAGGCACAUGGGGAAUGAAGGAACUCAGCACGUGGAGAAACUCUACACUUCUGUUAUCUGCUCUCUGAGCUCGCUGGCUUUGGCAGGCAAACUGGCUCAGGAAGCUUCCCUGGGUGUGCUGAAAAAUCUGAUUCAGGCUCUGCUAUCGCUCUCGCUGGAUCCUCGGCACCAGCGGAGCUCCGGAGAAUCUCAAGCGCUCAGCCGCUCCAUUCAUAUCCUGCUCUCGACUUUAUUCCAGACUGCUGAUCCAACAAACACGUUCAGUGCUUUGCUGAUGCUCUUACAGGAGGCCAGUAACUCCACUGCAAGCACAGAGUUUUCUGAAAUUGUUAUGAAGUGUCACUGGCGUAUGAUCAAGCUGCUUCCGGAGAAGAUAGAGUCCCUUUACCUGGACAGAGUUCUUCUGGACAUCCACAAGUUCAUGCAGGCUUUUCCCAAAGAGCUGCUCAAACAGAAACCCUACAACAUGGCUCACCGCACCGUCAAAACGCUGCUGCACACGAUGUGCAGACUCGUCGGCCCCAAGAUUAUUGAUCAUCUGAGCCUGAUUGAGAACAGCAGCGAGUCAGAAGUUGAAGCUCAUCUGAGGAGAGCGAUGAAGCACUCCGUCGCAGCACCAACUCCGACGUCCCAGAACACACAAAACAUGGCCAAGAUGAAGGUCCAGGCUUCUGCAGAUGCUCAGAAAGGCAUGACAGCAGCAGCAUCAAACUCCAGUACCGAAACUCUUGGUGCCGCUCACUUUCAGGAGAAACUGAGAGUUCUGAAGCAGCUCUACGGCCCUCAUGGCAACACAAAGGCGAAUGAGGACAAGUCCAGCCUCCCUGUAGUGAGCACUAAGCCGUGCGUCCCUUCCUCGAUGGAUAUGCUGCGGUCUCAGCUGUCUAAACUGCGUGAGUCUCGUGAACAGCAAGGCUGUGAAAAUGUCAAGCCUCCCAGUCCUCCUGCUGAUAUUGACGAGUUCCGAGCAAGACUGGAGAAGAUUAAAGCCAGCAUGCGUUGAUCACGCCCAUCCAAACGUCUCUGUAUUUACUUGUUUGUAUUUAUCUGUACAUAUUUUAACUUGUUUGUCUCUUAUUCGAGGUUUUUGAAUAACUGUCGGUCUCGAUGUUUCUCCAAUGCUUUUACUUAUGCUCUUGUUCAAAUAAAUACAU